GGCUCAGCGCUACUUUUGCGAGCGAGGACCUCGCUGUGCAUUCUGGGUAGGGCACUUUCACGACAGCCAUAUUGCUCCAUCGUCCUGACCGAAGGAGAGAAGGGAGAUGAAGGGGAUUCGGGGAAUCAGUCAGCUUUCGAGACGCUUCUAUGCGGCUACCAGAAAAGGCCAGUCCCUUGCCCAGCCUCUUGCUGGCAUCAAGCUCUCUCCAGGGGCUGCACACUCCUUCCAGGAUGUCCAUGUCACCAGGCUGCCCAGUGGACUGGUGAUUGCCUCCCUGGAGAACUAUUCCCCAGCUUCCAAAAUCGGCGUGUUCAUCAAGGCUGGCUGUCGUUAUGAGACCCCCGACAACCAGGGGGUCACCCACCUCCUCCGGCUGGCCUCCAACCUGACGACCAAAGGAGCUUCAGCCUUCAAGAUAUGCCGUGGUGUUGAGGCAGUUGGAGGCAGCCUGAGUGUGACUUCAUCCAGAGAGAACAUGGUCUACACUGUUGACUGCUUGAGAGAUGACAUUGACACAGUGAUGGAAUAUUUGAUCAACGUGACAACAGCCCAAGAGUUCCGGCCGUGGGAGGUGGCAGACCUCACACCCAGAGUGAAGGUGGACAAGGCCAUGGCUGCAAGCAGUGAACAAACAGUUGUGGUUGAAAAUCUGCAUUAUGCUGCCUACAAGAAUGCCCUCUCCAACUCCCUGUACUGUCCUGAUCACAUGGUUGGCAACAUCGGGUCUGAAGAUCUGCACCAGUUUGUCCAGAACAAUUUCACAAGUGCAAGAAUGGCUCUUGUUGGACUUGGUGUCAACCACACGGUGCUGAAGCAAGUUGGGGAGCAAUUCCUCAACAUCCGCAGCGGGGCGGGCUCCACCGGGGCCAAGGCUCAGUAUCGUGGAGGUGAGAUCCGUCUGGCCAACACCAGCAGUUUGGUCCACGCGGCGGUGGUGAGCCAGUCAGCAGCAGGGGGCAGCAACGAGGCUCUGGCCUUCAGUGUCCUACAACAUAUUCUGGGAGCUGGUCCGCAAGUCAAGAGGGGCUCAUGCACCACAAGCAAACUGAUCCAGGGCUGUGCCAAGGCAACCGCUGACCCCUUUGACGUCAGUGCUUUCAAUGCAAGCUACUCAGACUCCGGUCUGUUUGGAGUCUACACUAUUUCCCAGGCUGCAUCUGCUGGUGAUGUGAUUAAGGCCGCUGUUGCCCAGGUGAAGGCUGUUGCUGAUGGUGCAGUCACAGCUGCUGACCUCACCCGAGCCAAGAAUCAGCUGAAGGCACAUGUCCUGAUGUCUCAGGAGACUUCAGAGGGUUUGCUGGAGGACAUGGGGGCUCAGGCUCUGGCCAGCGGUUCCUAUGUCUCCUCUGAGGAAAUCUCCAAAAACAUUGACAAUGUCUCCUUGACUGACGUUGCCAACGCUGCAAAGAAAUUUGUGUCUGGAAAGAAGACGAUGGCAACAAGCGGCAACCUAAAGAAGACACCCUUCGUGGAUGAGCUCUAAAGCGCAGCUCGUCACCUCGUACUUUAACUAUGGCGGCAAGGCAGAAUUUGUUUCCUCUACAUUUUGACAAAAAGAAAAAGGUCCUCCAUCACUUUUUGAAUCUCUGUUAUUCUGAGAGAUAUAAUGUCAUAACACCACUGGGUAUUUAUAGGUGUUGUAACAGUAUAUUUUCCAGUGAUGCUGCUCUGGCGCAUCACAAUGUUGUGCUUCAUUCAUCUGUCCACAUUAACUGUAUAGCUGAUGUAAAAUAAUGAAUAAAUUCUAUCUACCUUACACA
This is a messenger RNA of Acanthopagrus latus (yellowfin seabream), 1763 nucleotides long. RefSeq names its product cytochrome b-c1 complex subunit 2, mitochondrial (gene uqcrc2b). Bases 107 to 1486 code for a protein of 459 amino acids. The record is from RefSeq and is a predicted model, not a curated record. Lineage: Eukaryota; Metazoa; Chordata; Actinopteri; Spariformes; Sparidae. The transcript has 14 exons. Gene Ontology annotation, cellular component: mitochondrion. Gene Ontology annotation, molecular function: metal ion binding.